Magallana angulata is the source of this 773-nucleotide messenger RNA. Its product is annotated as microfibrillar-associated protein 1-like. NCBI's taxonomy places the organism in Eukaryota, Metazoa, Mollusca, Bivalvia, Ostreida, Ostreidae. The record is from RefSeq and is a predicted model, not a curated record. The transcript is spliced from 6 exons. Bases 50 to 715 code for a protein of 221 amino acids.
AAGAUCUCUUGACAUUUCUGGAAUUUUUUCAUUCAGGAAACUUGGCGAAAUGAAGACGACGUUUUUAUGUCUGGCGAUUUCGUGCGGGAUCUUGCUCGUGCAAGCAAGAUCACACAUACGAACAAAUGACGAUGAAAAAGCUAUGGAUCGGUUGGUGCAUUUACUGGAAAGUGCAAAGGAUUUAGAAGUCAGAUCUUCAGGAGAGGCGCCAGAAGAACGUAAAUUGAAAGAGGAAGGUAAACGACCAACUCCCCCACCACGUGACAGCGAUGACGAGGGCAGACGCCGCAGACCACCGCCGUCACGUGACGGCGAUAAAAAAGACGCCGAACGACGUGAUGUCUUGAUGCGUUUUCUGGAAAAAGCUGAAGAUUUACAAGUCAGAUCUUCAGGAGAGGCGCCUGAAGAACGUCACUUGAAAGAGGAAGGUAAACGACCGACUCCCCCACCACGUGACAGCGAUGACGAGGGCAGACGCCGCAGACCACCGCCGUCACGUGACGGCGAUAAAAAAGAUGCCGAACGACGUGAUCUCUUGAUGCGUUUUCUGGAAAAAGCUGAAGAUUUACAAGUCAGAUCUUCAGGAGAGGCGCCAGAAGAACGUAACUUAAAAGAGGAAGGUAAACGACCAACUCCCCCACCACGUGACAGCGAUGACGAGGGCAGACGCCGCAGACCACCGCCUUCACGUGAUGAACGAAGAAGAUGGUUUUAGACACAGACCUCCAUAACAUGAUGAGAGCAGACUCGAAUUACUGAAGAUAUUGUUUGUG